ACCUCAUUCCCUUUCCAUUUCAUAUUCCACUUCCAUUUCCAUUUCCAUUUCCAUUUCCAUUUCCACUUCCACUUCCACUUCAACUCAAAGCAAACAUGAAAUCACAGCUCUUCUUCGUCCUCCUCCCACUCUUCCUCCUCCUCCCUUCCUCCGCCAUCCGCUUCGACAUCCAAAACAACUGCUCCUACACCCUCUGGCCCGCUGUCCUCCCCUACGGAGGCGGCCGCCACCUCGACAGCGGCCAGACCUGGACCCUCGACUUCGCCGACGGGCCCAGGCUCGCCAGAAUCUGGGCCCGCACCAACUGUUCCUUCGACUCCUCCGGCCGCGGCUCCUGCCUCACCGGAGACUGCGCCGGCCAGCUCAACUGCACCUCCUACGGUACUCCACCGCUCUCCAAGGCGGAGUACGGCCUCAACAACUUCGCCCACAUGGACUACUACGACAUCUCCCUCAUCGACGGCUUCAACGUCCCGCUCGAGAUGACCCCGACCACCAACGGAUGCUCCAAGUCUAUCCGGUGCUCGGCCGACGUGGUGGGCCAGUGCCCCGCCGACCUCAGGGCCCCCGGCGGAUGCCAAAACCCGUGCACCGUCUACAAGACGCCCGAGUACUGCUGUCGGGCCGGGAGGUGCCUCCCCACCGAUAAGUCGAGGUUUUUUAAGGCGCUGUGCGCGGAGGCGUUUACCUAUCCGGAGGACGACCCCACUAGCACUUUCACGUGCCCGGAGGGAACCAACUAUCGGGUCGUCUUCUGUCCCUAGUGAUCCCUCCGCACGUGAACAAAAGACACAUUUUGAUUUGGCACGUGGAUUAUCUUAUACCCCUUAAAAGGAGUACUACUUUAUGUACAAUUCCAAAAAUAUGUUUCAUUGUUGAAUAUUUUUAUUCUCAUAUCCAGGAUUUGUAUGCAAUCUCUAAGAAAUAAGAAAGGAGAAGGUAAUAUAGUAAUAUGAGUA
Molecule: messenger RNA, 959 nt
Organism: Salvia splendens (bonfire salvia)
Lineage: Eukaryota; Viridiplantae; Streptophyta; Magnoliopsida; Lamiales; Lamiaceae
Product: protein P21-like
Exons: 1
Coding region: 96-764 (222 amino acids)
Source: RefSeq, a predicted model, not a curated record